Messenger RNA from Stylonychia lemnae, 2841 nucleotides. NCBI's taxonomy places the organism in Eukaryota, Ciliophora, Spirotrichea, Sporadotrichida, Oxytrichidae. The record is from the annotation of a GenBank genome assembly.
AUGUCUAUAAAAAGAUCAGCAACACAGCAGGAGGAGUUUCAUAACACAGAUUUAGAGAGUGAACGGCUAAAAAAGAGAAUAUUCACAGAUCUUGAGAUCAAGAAGUAAGAUGAAGAGAGGAAAGCUUCUAAAUCGCCUGCAAGCGCGAAUAGACUGAAGCCUCAAAAUAAUAACUAAUAAACUCUCCUUAAGUCCUCUCUAGCUCUUUCUCAUUAAGAAGUUUAGGAGCUCUAGGACAAAGGUGGAUAUCUUUAGAAAGAAGGUAUAAAGCAGGCAUUAUUUAAGUUCGUUUAAAACAAGAUUAAAUAAAUCAAUUUUGCAGAAGUUUAGGAGAGACUAAGAAAAGAAAAAGAGGAAUAAAUGAGAUAGGAGAAAUUGGCUCAGAUGAAAAAAUUUAUUUAAGAGUAAAUAAAUUAGCUAAAUUAGAUGGAAAAAUACAGAGAGGAGAGGAUAGAUGAAGCUGUGAAAUUUAUUGAGAACUAACUGGAGAGAAAAUAUUCAAAAAAUCAUCUUGAAUGGCUUAGAGUGAGUAGCAAGCAUGAGUAGAUCAAACCAUAUCUUAAAUAAAAGCUAAUAGAGCAACUUCAAAAUCCUGAUACUGAAAUAUAUAAGCAGACAAUGGCGAAAAGAAGGACUCUUAGGCAAUACUCAGCUACUCCAAUGAGCAAAUAAUUGACUACACCUCUAAGUAAGAAGUAAACUAGUAUAAAAAGGAAAGAUCUUAAAUCCAGAUAGAACUCAGCAAACUAAAGUCUCAGACCUUAAUACAUUUCGAACUUAAACACCUCUCCAGUUUAAAAACUAAAAACUACAGUGGGAGUCAAAGAGAUUAAUAAUGAUUUGAAGAUAAAAUUGAUGAACAGCGAUGAUAUUUUAGCAAUGGAGGAAAAGAAGGUAAAAACUAAAUCUAAGGAUAAGUUACCACCUGAUUCUAAGGAAAUACUACGUCAUAUUUAAAAAAAUAAAUCUCUUCCAUAAUUCAUUAAUUCAAAGUAAGCAUUAGCAAGUGGAGGAGUUUUGUAUAACUAAAUAAAGAAUACCUUUGAUAAGUUUGUAGCUACUUGUCAAGAUGUGCUAGAAAAUGAGGAUACUCGCAAAUUACUUUAUAAAAAAGGAGCUUAUGAGAAUGAGAGACUUAAGUUUUCAUUUGUAAAUCCAGCUACAAAGGAGGCUGUGAAUGAAAUUUUAAAUACUAAUCAAGACAGCAAAUCAGUUCCUUUAAUGGCUUCUUUGAAAACAAAACUUAGGAAUCUAAAAUUCGAUCCUCAGCAUUAAAUGAAAAAAGAUUUGAAGGAAACUUUCGAGACAAUAGAUUAACUUCAUCAAUAGUCAGAAAAUAAUUUUUACUACAUCUUCCCUAAAUCAAAUAUUCAGCAUUAUGCCAAAACUCCAUAACUAAAGAAGAUGGCUGAAAAAUAACUAGUAAAUAUUUGGAAAGAAGGAAAGCUAGAUAUAAAGAACUAUCAAACUGAUCACAGCAAAAGUCAAAAUAUUAAAGGCUUAAGUUAUGAUAAAGUUAAAGAGGUAGUUGCUAGUUUACCAAAUUUGAAUAACUGUAUUGAUCAAAGCUAUCUUUAGAAGCAAAUAAAUAGUCUUGAUGUAGAUACUAUCUAAACAAUAGAAGCUCAAAUUUCUAAUGAUAUCAUUAAAAAGUAUAGGAAUGAUUAAUAGCAAGUUAAAAAUUCAAGGUUUAAGUAUUUACAAAGAAAAGCUAGUGAAGCACAAGAAAAGAUUGACUAGCAAGAUGACAUUCAUUAGUCACAGAUAUUGUAAUAGGAAAAGAGACUUAACCACUCAAAAACAGUGAAAAGAUUCAGAAUCAUCUUAAAUGGUAUGGAAAAUGGAUGGGUAAGUAAAUUGACACCUAAUCCUGAUGAUCCUGGUCACAAAUUGUAUUUGAGAAGAAAUGAAAGAAAUAAUAUAAAGAGAUCAGAGCUAAUGAUGCCAAAAGGCUUCAAUAAGGCCCAUUACUUUGGUAUCUUUGUCAAUUAAAGGAUAUUUUAGGCUGAUUUCAAUAAAGCAGCAAUGAUGAUUUAAAAAUACUAUCGAUUGUGGAAAGCUAAAAAGAUAUACAAUUAGCAAGUCAAUGAAAGAGAGCAGGAAAAAUUGAAGAAACAAUAGGAAAUGGAGGAGAGGAAAAAACUGAGCUAUCAGAGUUUUUACAGAAGAUCACCUACUAAUAUAAGAUAGUCAUUCUAAUCAAAUGCAAACUCUAAUACAAAUAACAACUUGACUUAUUAGGAUGGUUUUUAACAACCAUUAAUAAAGCCAAUACCAAUUGAAACUGAAGAAGCUUCUCCUAAAAAGAGAAAAAAUGUGUACAUAGAUCCAAUGAUACCUAACUAAAGGGAAAAAUAACUAAAUUUUAUUUCAUCAGUCAAGAAUAACAAUGAAAAUUUUAUUAAAACAUUUGGAUAAUUACUAAAUAAAGCAGCUAUAAAUGCUAGAGAUAACUAGAAAAACUGUGCUCUGUACUAUGCUGUAAGAAAUAAAAAUCUUAAGCUUGUAAAAUAAAUAAUUGCAAUGGGUGCUGAUGUAAAUUUACACUGUGAGGGAAACAAUACAGCACUUCAUGAAGCAUUCAAAGUAAAAGACGCUAAGAUAGUUAAACUAUUGGUUUAAAAAGGAGCGAAUGUUCUUCAAGCUAAUAAGAAAAAUGAAAGUGCUUUAUAUUAUGCUGAUGAAGAAAUUUUGAAGGAAUCUGGUCUGAUAUCUUAUAAAAUGCUGAUGAUAUAAAGCCACUACAGCAACGAAUUAGUUAAGAAUUAGGCUCCUAUAAAUUCAUCACCAUUAAGUAGAACUCUAACAAUUUAAUCUAGUAAGUUUAACACAAAUUUAUGA